This is a messenger RNA of Symbiodinium pilosum, 992 nucleotides long. Lineage: Eukaryota; Dinophyceae; Suessiales; Symbiodiniaceae. The record is from the annotation of a GenBank genome assembly.
GAGAAGGUGGUCUCUCUGCUGGUUCCAGAGAGCACGGAGAAGUAUCAGUCUGCAGCCAUCUCCUACGGGGCUACGGGCACAGGCAAGACCUUCUGGCAGCAACGGUUGCAAAAAGCUGUGGGCGCUGAGUUGCUGAAAUCCCUGCCAGAGAAUGGGGAUCCUGAUGGCCCAGGGGUUCUUCAAGUCAGCAUGGUGGAAGUGCUUGAAAGUUGCUCCGAUCUGCUCGCGCCACCCUCUUCGAACCCUGCGGUUAUCCUGCAGGAGGGCUCCGGGAGCUUGUACGACUGCCUGCCUUUCUACAAGGUGCGCACCGUUUUGGAGUUGGAGGCGCAACUGUCCCAGGCUAACCAGGCCAGGCAUACGGACACCACUGAGAAAAGCCCUCUCUCCUCGCGCACCCACUUGGUUUGCAUCAUGCGGACGGAUCACUUGCAGGUCACACUCGUGGACUUGGCAGGGUCCGAGAGAGCUUCGGACCGGCGCGAGCACACAGGCAAGCAAUUGGCCGAGGCCAAGGCCAUCAAUUGGUCCCUCGCUUGCCUGCACGAGUGCGUCCGCCACGUGGCCGACGGCUCCUCGCAUGUUCCGCUGCGCCGCACCCCGUUGACAAGGCUGCUGGAGUGUGUAUUGACAAAGUCUCUGAGUCAGCAGAUCGUUUGGAUCGCACAUGUGCAUCCCUGCAGCAGGCAGCUUGGCCACUCCCUGCACACUUUUUCCCAUGCAGGCGAGAUUGUCAAGGCAGGGCUUGCGCAGCAGCGGCGGAACAUGCCCUGGCAGAAGGUACAGCCAAAGAUGUGGACCAAAGAGCAACUGUCCACCUGGGUUGCGGAGAGCUUCCCCGCCAUGCCGCCGGAUACUUUCUCGUGGGCUGAUGGUGCGACCUUCGGCCGUGAGUGGGAGAUGGACUUGGUGAAAAGAGCAGAGCUGGCCGGAGCAUCCAAAGAAGAUGCCACGGCAGCCUACGAGGCAUUCCAUGCACGCGCGCAAGCCGG